ACACACACAUACACACAGUUGAGCGUGUGCAUCCAACUAGGGUUUAAGCUGCACUUCUAAAACCCUUGUGUGCAGAAUAACCUAUAAGCUUUACCAGCGCUUCAAUUUUCUGGGCGCCAAAAGCUUCAAAGUUUGUGGAGAAAAGGAAUGGGGAUUUUCGAGCCUUUUAGAGCAAUUGGAUACAUUACAACCAAUGUUCCUUUCUCUGUGCAGAGACUUGGUACUGAAACCUUCGUCACCGUCAGUGUCGGCAAAGCUUUUCAAGUUUACAACUGCGCUAAACUCAGUUUGGUUCUCGUUGGCCCACAAUUGCCAAAGAAGAUUCGAGCUCUUGCUUCUUAUCGUGAAUAUACUUUUGCUGCCUAUGGGAGUGACAUUGCGGUUGUCAAGCGUGCUCAUCAGGUGGCAACAUGGAGUGGACAUAGUGCUAAGGUGAACCAAUUGCUUAUUUUUGGUGAACACGUCCUAAGUGUUGAUGUUGAAGGCAAUAUCUUCAUAUGGCAAUUUAAAGGUAUAGACAAAAAUCCUGCUCCAAUCGGACACAUAAAGUUAGAGGACGAAUUCUCCCCUAGCUGCAUAAUGCAUCCAGAUACUUAUUUAAAUAAGGUUGUUUUAGGAAGUCAAGAAGGUGCUUUGCAACUCUGGAAUAUAAGCACAAAGAAGAAAAUUUAUGAGUUCAAGGGAUGGGGAUCUUCUAUUACUUGUUGUGUUUCAUCUCCAGCACUAGAUGUUAUUGCUGUUGGAUGUGCGGAUGGGAAGAUUCACGUUCAUAACAUUCGCUAUGAUGAAGAGGUAGCUUCAUUUAGUCACUCUACAAGAGGCGCCGUUAAUGCCUUGUCAUUCAGCACUGAUGGGCAGCCCCUUCUUGCUUCUGGAGGUUCAUCUGGUGUUAUAAGCAUAUGGAAUCUUGAGAAGAGAAGGCUGCAGUCUGUCAUCAAGGAGGCCCAUGACUCUUCCAUAGUUUCACUUCAGUUCUUUGCUAAUGAGCCUGUCCUCAUGAGUUCAUCUGCAGAUAAUUCAAUGAAAAUGUGGAUCUUCGAUACAAGUGAUGGGGAACCUCGUUUACUACGGUUUAGAAGUGGUCAUAGUGCUCCUCCUCUAUGUAUCAAGUUCUAUGCAAAUGGGCGCCACAUCUUAUCUGCUGGUCAAGAUCGAGCCUUCCGUCUCUUUUCUGUUGUUCAAGAUCAACAAAGUAGAGAACUUUCCCAGCGACAUGUUUCUAAAAGAGCGAAGAAGCUUAAGUUGAAAAAGGAGGAGAUAAAAUAAGAUUUUGCUGAAAUUAGGGAACGUGAUUUUGUAAAUAUUGAGAUGAAUGCUCUGGAUAGAAAUGAAACCUGGGAAAUGAUGGAACUGCCACGUGGAAAGAAAACAGUGGGUUGCAAAUGGGUGUUCACCAUCAAAUUUAAAUCAAAUGGGUCCCUGGAGAGGUAUAAGGCACGUUUGGUAGCAAAAGGGUUCACUCAGACCUAUGUGAUUGACUAUCUUGAGACAUUCGCUCCAGUUGCGAAGUUGAAUUCAAUCAGGGUUCUUCUGACCAUAGUUGCCAAUUUUGAUUGGCCCCUUCAACAACUAGAUGUCAAGAAUGCAUUCUUGAACGGAACACAGCUUGAAGAAGAAGUCUACACGGAUCCUCCUCCAGGUUUUGAAGAAAGGUAUGGAACUAGAGUGUGCAAGCUAAAGAAAUCUCUCUACGGGCUCAAACAAUCUCCAAGAGCUUGGUUUGAGAGGUUUACUCAGUUUGUUAAAAAACAAGGAGAUGACUUGCCCGAAAUGAAAAAUUUUAAAAAACAGUUGGCCGCAGAGUUCGAGAUCAAAGAUUUGGGCCAAUUGAAAUAUUUUAUUGGCAUGGACGUAGCAAGAUCAAAAGAAGGCAUUAUGGUGUCACAAAGGAAGUAUGUACUAGAUCUUCUAAAAGAGACAGGUAUGAGUGGUUGUCGUCCAGCUGAAACACCUAUUGAUCCAAAUAUGAAAUUCGGAAACAAAGAAGGAAAUUCAGUUGACCAAAGUCAAUAUCAGAGACUAGUGGGAAAGUUGAUCUACUUUUCAUACAAUCGGCCUGAUAUUGCUUUUGCUAUAAGCUUAGUGAGUCAAAUUAUGCACUCUCCAAAGGAAGAGCACCAAGAAGCGGUCUACAGGAUUCUAAGAUAUUUGAAAAGUUCACCAGGGAAAGGUUUGGGGAUUGUGUUCCACCGUUCUAAUGGUAUUUUGGCUACAGUGGCAGAUGGCUUAGUUAUCCGUCUAUUUGAUGUUAUUGCACAGAGGUUGGUUCCUAAAUUUGAGGGUCAUUCUGACCGUAUUACAGACAUGUGCUUUAGUGAGGAUGGGAAAUGGCUUUGGGAUGUAAAUUUAGCUAGACAGAUAGAUGCAAUACAAGUUGAUCUGUCUAUCACUGCAUUAUCUUUAUCGCCUAAUAUGGAUAUCUUGGCCACAUCACAUGUUGAUCAAAAUGGUGUCUAUCUGUGGGUCAAUCAAUCGAUAUUCUCUAGUCAUUAACAAUCCGGUGGCCUGAAAACUCACAGAAGUCAGAAAAUAGUUAGUGUUAGGAUUCCGUCUCCUGCUUCUGAAAAAGAUGGUGAAAAAAGGGAUAACAGGACUAUCUUUAAGCCAUUGGAGUCCUCUGAUACUUCUAAGUUUCUAAAUUCAUCUCUGGACAUAAAGAAACCUGAAAAGGCACCUUUUUUCUUGCCUUCAAUUCCAUCUCUGUCCGGUGAGAUAUUAUUUAAACCAAGUGAAGGUACUAAUGAGGAGAGUGAUGCACAAAAUACCAGAUUGGAAGAGAGCAGUAAGAAAACGGAUCUUCCAGUAUCCAAAUUCUUGCAAAUUCUCAAGUCAUGUGCGGAUAAAGAGAAUUUUGCACCAUUCACUAAUCAUAUCAAAAGCUUGUCUCCUUCAAUAUUGGAUAUGGAGCUGCGAAUGCUUCAGAUAAUAGAUGACGAUGACGAGCAGGAGCCUGAGAAGAGACAAGAAUUGCAUUUUAUUGAACUGCUACUUGAUUACUUUAUACACGAGAUUUCAUGCAGAAGCAAUUUCGAAUAUGUACAGGCUCUGAUUAGAUUGUUUUUGAAGAUUCAUGGUGAAACAGUCCGACGUCAGUCAAAACUGCAGGAGAAGGCAAGAAAGCUUUUAGAAGUUCAAUCUGCAGUUUGGCAAAAAAUAGAUAAAUUGUUCCAAAAUACCAGAUGCAUGAUCACGUUUCUUAGCAACUCCCAGCUUUGAUUAAUUUCAACAUGACAUCCCUUAGCUGUUGUAAUGUAAUUGCAAUUUUGUUUUUUUUUUCUUCUGUUUCUUAUAGGUAUAUUUUAUUAAGACAAUUGCACUUUAAUCCCAUUGUUACAAGCGUAA
Molecule: messenger RNA, 3342 nt
Organism: Solanum stenotomum
Lineage: Eukaryota; Viridiplantae; Streptophyta; Magnoliopsida; Solanales; Solanaceae
Biological process (GO): rRNA processing
Cellular component (GO): small-subunit processome; Pwp2p-containing subcomplex of 90S preribosome
Molecular function (GO): protein binding
Source: RefSeq, a predicted model, not a curated record